AUGGAAUCCGCCGGUCAUUAUCGGUCACAUGCUCCAUACGGAAUUCUGCUCUCUUCUUCUUCUUCGUCGUCGUCGUCUUCUUCCUUCUUUGCUUCUUCUAUUCCUCCUGUGGAUAUCCGGGCGGCGACAGCACCGAGACCGGAGGCCGCGAGAAACGAACGCACGUCCCUGUUGCAGCCUACGGGCUUACGUCGCGGCUCUCACGCGGCAGAGCUGGGGAUCUUUCUUGCUAGCUAAGGAUCCGAGAGACGCGACGGCGCACAUCACCCACCGACCGACCGUCCGCCCGUCCUGCGUAUGCGUACGGUAGC
Molecule: messenger RNA, 311 nt
Organism: Durotheca rogersii
Lineage: Eukaryota; Fungi; Ascomycota; Sordariomycetes; Xylariales; Xylariaceae
Exons: 1
Coding region: 29-310 (93 amino acids)
Source: RefSeq, a predicted model, not a curated record